Hermetia illucens (black soldier fly) is the source of this 1713-nucleotide messenger RNA. RefSeq lists its product as uncharacterized. The transcript has 3 exons. Bases 1 to 1713 code for a protein of 570 amino acids. The record is from RefSeq and is a predicted model, not a curated record. Lineage: Eukaryota; Metazoa; Arthropoda; Insecta; Diptera; Stratiomyidae.
AUGGUUUCUGAUCAACAUUUCGAGAAACUCGUCAAUAAUGGAAGAAAGCAGAUUACAUCAGUUACGUUUUUUAUCUUUCUCUUUGCCGGACAUGUCUUCAGUAUCAAAAACGACUUAUUCCGACAAAUCCUGGAUAAUACACCAAUGUUUGCCUUACUUGCGUCAAAUGAUUAUCAAUCUAAAGCCAAAAGUGUCGAACUGUUUCAACUUGCAUCAGUAACGAUCCAGAUACCAAGGAUUUCUAUCUCAUCCAAGACUUGCGGUCCAUUGCGUCCGCAUGUAAAUAAAAAUUUGAUAUCUUUUGUAAUUAUAGGAAAUGAAGAUGUGAAUAGUAUAUUGGAAACUGUGAAAAUCGCCUUGAAAGGUCUGCAUGAGGCUCGCGUAGUAUUUGUUGUCAUAUCUGAAAUAUCAAGUGAAUUGCUACAGAAAAUAGUCUCCUGGUGUUGGAUUCAUCGAAUGAUAAAUGUUCUGAUAUUAACGGAAAAACCAUCAAAUCGAACACUUGAUUAUGAAAUAUUUUCAUUUAAUCCUUUCCCAUCACUAACUAUUCAAAAAAUUCCAAACAAUUCUCCCUUUAAAGUUCUCUUUCCGGAUAAAGUUGAAGAUCUAAAAGGAUUUCCUAUUCGUACAGUGCAAAAGUACGAUCAUCCUCGUUCCUUCAAAUACAUCAGUAGGAAGGGACACGAAAAGAUCGGAGGAUACUUAUGGAAAGCAAUGACCACAUGGAUUUCCCACCACAAUGGAAAACUUGAAAUUGUGGAUCGAAAUACUUCUGAUGUCUUCAACCGGAUGCAAGUGAUGAAAUACUUGCAAACGGGUCAAAUUGAUUUGGUCCCGCAUUUUCUAUCAGUAGACACAGAACAGACACAGAAUAUUACAAGCAGUAAUUAUAUCUUUUUCGCAAAAAGUUGCCUUAUUGUUCCACAAAGUUCACAACUUUUUCCUGGAAUGUAUCUUUUCUUGCCGUUCCAUCUAGAUGUUUGGUAUGUGAUAAUUUUCGCUACAUUUUACAUUUCACUUGUUGAGUCCAUCUGUAUAUUCAUAGUACAUGGAAAAUUUGACCUAAUGGAGUCCUUUUGUAAUGUUAUCCUUGGAAUUUCAUAUCAGGCUUCCAAUCAGAAGUAUUUUAAGUACCGCCCCUACCUCGUCGUUCACGUCCAGUUGAUGAUCUUGGGUUUUAUCCUGACAAAUCUCUAUCUAGCACUUCUAUCAAGUUUUCUUACUGCAACAGUCUAUGAGGCACAGGCGGACACUUAUGAGGAUAUUGAUAAAUCUGGAGUAAAGGUAAUGAUCGAAAAGGAUGUAAUCGGCUUCUUUUUGAAUACGAAAAUUCCUCUGAAAUGGAAACAUGUCUUUUAUGGAACAGAUAGAAAAACAUAUACAGAAAGUUUGCGUAACAUCAAUCCUAAAUAUGGAUAUUUCCUCACUAUCGAUAAGUUUCUGGUAAUAGAUUCUUUUCAAAAGCCUUUGAAGAGACCAAUAUUCCAUCUAACUAGCAUUGAGCUCGGAGGCAGUUGGGCAGGAUUGACAGUUCGAGAUGAUUUGGUGUUUCUAGAUUCUUUGAACAGAUUCGUUACAAGGACCUUCGACAUUGGCCUACGCGAGAAAUGGUUGAAAGAUAUUCUUCCGGAGAGCAUUGAGGCUGUGUUAAUUGUUACUAAUGUUAAAGUGUCAAUUGUUACUAAAAAUAAAGAGGUGGACGCUUCAGGUUAG